Molecule: messenger RNA, 3315 nt
Organism: Colletotrichum lupini
Lineage: Eukaryota; Fungi; Ascomycota; Sordariomycetes; Glomerellales; Glomerellaceae
Exons: 8
Coding region: 1-3315 (1104 amino acids)
Biological process (GO): DNA-templated transcription; regulation of DNA-templated transcription
Cellular component (GO): nucleus
Molecular function (GO): oxidoreductase activity; zinc ion binding; DNA-binding transcription factor activity, RNA polymerase II-specific
Source: RefSeq, a predicted model, not a curated record
AUGGACCAGAGCAAACCCUCCUAUCUCAUUGUUGGCGCUGGUGUGUUUGGUGUGUCUACCGCCUAUCACCUUAUCAAGAAGUACCCCGAUGCAUCCGUGACCCUGGUCGACAAGGAUGCAUUCGACGCCGAUGAGCGCGUGGCCGCCUCAUGGGACUGGAAUAAGGUGGUCCGCGCCGACUACGACGACUUUACCUACUGUCAGCUAGCCCUGGAGGCCCAAGACACUUUCAAGAACGACCCUCUCUGGCAGCCCUAUUUCCACCAAACGGGUGUUUACUGGAUCUGCCGAAGCGACUACGCCCAGAAUGUUAUAGACCAUCACAAGAAGCUCGGCCGCAAAGACGAUAUUAUUGCUCUGCCCAUCUCUGAAGCUCGGAAAUUGUAUAAUGGUCUUUUCGAAGAUGCUGACUACUCUGGCGCCAAAGAAGUUCUCGUCAACCGUGCGAGCGGAUGGGCGGCUGCUGGCGACUGCUUAAGAGCUGUCACUCGCGAAUCUAUCAAAUUAGGCGUCAAGUAUGUGACGGCUGAAACUGCUUCUCUGGAAUUUGACCGGCGUGGCAACUGCACAGGUAUCAAGACGACUACAGGAGAAAUUCUGACCGCGGAACACACUAUUCUCUCCACGGGAGCUUACACGCCAAAGUUGCUGGAGUUGAGUGCCGCAAAGAGCGGCCUAAGCAACCUCCGAGCCGGUGACCGCAUUCUGGCUGCUGGAAUCACCACUGGCAUGGCGGAGCUUGACGAAGAGGAGUACAAAAAGUAUGCCGACAUGCCCGUCGGGUUCCAGGGGUACACAGGACAUGGAAAGCCCUUUAUCGGAAGCAUUCCGCCAACGAAGGACAGAGAACUCAAGUGGUGGGGAUCCAAGAUCUUCUCAAACACCAAAGAAAUCCUGCCUGGUCGCCACGUCUCAGCGCCUCCACCGGCGAAAGAUUACAGUCAGUGGAAGGUGUCCCGGCAGCUCAAGGAAGAUAUCGCUGAGCAGCGUAAUCUGUGGUAUGGGAAGAAGAGCGCAAACUGGAAGAUGACCAAGCACCGGAUCUGCUGGGAUGCCUUCACAACUAGCUCCGACUUCAUCAUCUCUCCGCACUCGGCGGCCAAGGGUCUGUAUCUCGCCACGUGUGGCUCGUUCCACGGCUUCAAGUUCUUCCCUGUGCUUGGCAAGUAUGUGAUCCAGAUGCUCGAAGACUCGUUGUCGCCAGAGCUCAAGACGAGAUGGGCGUGGGACCGUGAGCGCCCGGAUCAUCUCCAGAACCCAGAGUAUCCCAACUCUGAAUUAACCGACCUUGUGGACCCGGUAGCAAGGGCCGUGAGAUUCGUCAAUGACAUGCCGCCAGAGGAGGGCUCCAUCAGUUCGGCCAGCUUGAGGGGGAGAAGACGCUCACAUCAUGCCUGUCUCACUUGCAGGAGGAAAAAGACGCGGUGCCCGGGUGAGAAGCCGGCGUGCUCGAGUUGCGCAACGUUCGAGGAAGUCACCGAUGCGUCGGAAAAGUCAUUUUCGGCAACGCCGCCAUCUCGGAGGAACCGGCAGGACUACCCGACCGACAACAGCAAUUCUGUCGUCUUUGACCCAGAUGACAUGGCGACGGGCAUUAAUCUCUACUUCAAGUACUGCCAUCGACAGCCGAUUUGGUGUUUUGAGAGAGACGAAGUCGGCGACUACGACUCUUUGCCAGAAGAGCUCGCCAGCAGUAUCCUAGCCCUGACAUCGCGGUUCUCUGAGCAACGCGAUCACAUGCAGCUCUUUAGCAGUAACGCAAAGACACUCGUCAUGCUUCGAAUCGCCAAUGGCACCGUGGACAUCACGACAAUAGAGAGUUUAUGUCUUCUGUCUUACGCCUCUUUCAUAGACGGCAAUGUGCACCUGGGCCAAUUCCACCUCGGCCUUUCGCUUCAGCUGUGUCGGUCAGCCAUGCUUGAUAUAGAAUCUGUCUAUGCGGUGGAUAAUUCCACAACAGACCGAAAGAAAAGACUUUUCUGGAGCCUCCAGUUGCUGGAACAGUCCUACGGCCGCCAGGAUGGGUUAUUGAGCUUUCCCAAUGACGUGCGCAGGCCUACUCUUCCGUCAAGCGGUAAUCAGUCGGAGCAGGACUCGUGCAAGGCGCCACCACUACCCCGAGAUGAUCUUGGGACCUCUUCCCCUGGCGAGACGGGCAUCUGGAACACGAGUGUCUGCCUGGGAUGGGUUUGGAGCCAGGUCAGGAAAUAUGUCUCGGAUUGCUCACGAAACAUCCUCAAGGAACCAUGGCGGAAUGACUCUACCUACGCCAAAGUCCUCUCAGACUUCAUGGAGACGGAAAACAGGAUACCCAUGUGCCACCGUUAUGACUCUGUCAAGUUCUACGAACGAAAAAUCGACGAACUCAAGGUGAACCGGGACUACUGGGCACCAUGGUUGAAGGAGCAAUUCACUUACCAUGCGAUACCCACAGUCCUGAAUCAUCCGUUUCUCUACAUCGUUGGAGCCCAGCAUAACCCAAACCUCGGUAUCCCAAACACAUUCUGGAGGAGGUCUUCAGAACAAGCACUACUCCACGCCACUUGGAUUGUCCGGAUGAUUGACAUGGUUGUCGACAAGCAGGUACCGCUGGUAGACCCUUUCUUUGGGCAUGUCGCUGCCAUUGCUGCGACGGUUCACCUUUACUACUGCUGCGCGGCGGCGGCGAGGUUAAAGCACAAAUCUAAUACGGACUUUGCUAAGUGCAGGAGAUUCUUAAAGAGCUUCAUCCCCUGUUCCGCAGCCUGUGGUGCAUUGGACCGUAACCUCGACAGGAUGACCCGCAUUGCUGCAGGAACCGAGAAUAUGGACGUAGAAGACUGGAUGCCGUCUAAAAUCUACCUCAGCGUCCCCUUGAUGUGGGAGAUCCUUCAAUUCAACUCUACAACAGACUCUCAGGAAAUCCCAACCGCCGGCCUCCUGGACGCAUCACUCACACCUGCUGUACCACCUGUUGAUACUAGCGACAGCUCAACCCUCGAGAUCAUCGUCGCCACAUCUCCGGAGAUCACCAUCAACAUUGCAGACGGUGGGCAAGAGGCGCCGACGUCGACAUUCAAAAGGACGCACAACGUUUCCUCCAAUCCGGCAAAUUCGACUGCGACAUCAUCAUCGUCGUCGACGUCACGGGCCACAGUGUUUGACCCGCCGACCGUCGAGCAGAUUGAUAGCCUAACCUUCAACACAACACCAUGGUUAUACGCGGACCCCUCGCAGCUCGUGGGCAUUGGGGAUAUGAGUUACCCGCAAUCGGAACCAGGAAAUGCAUGGUGGGAAGGGGAAAACUUCAACAAUAUCAUGUUUAAUCAAUUUUAG